Amphiprion ocellaris (clown anemonefish) is the source of this 4463-nucleotide messenger RNA. It is a transcript of the gene enc2, whose product is annotated as kelch-like protein 25. The record is from RefSeq and is a predicted model, not a curated record. NCBI's taxonomy places the organism in Eukaryota, Metazoa, Chordata, Actinopteri, Pomacentridae. The coding region runs from base 242 to 2011 and encodes 589 amino acids. The transcript has 13 exons. Gene Ontology annotation, molecular function: protein binding.
AGCUAUUGUCACAGAAACGUGAUGUUUUCAUCCACGGAGCCGAGAGUUUGCAUUCUGUGGAUUUAACUUUGCUCCAAGCAGUAUUUUAAAAGAUUAGGUUGAUAUACAUGUGGCUGUCAUCGGAGACCAUUCCUUCAUAAAGAAUCUCUCCUGAGGGCUGUUCUACAAAGCCACAUUAGUGGAUUAGUGAGUAGAAGAGAUUGCUUCAAGUGACCCACCGGAGGUACCAAACGGAUCUGCCAUGUCGGUGACUGUUCAUGAGAAUCGUAAAUCCCGCACCAGCACAGGCUCCAUGAACAUCUCUCUCUUCCACAAGCCUUCACAUCCUGACAGUGUUCUGACCCACCUCAACACCAUGAGGAAACAGUGCAUGUUCACUGAUGUCACUCUGUGGGCCGGCGAUCGCUCUUUUCCAUGCCACAGGGCAGUUCUUGCAGCAUGUAGUCGUUAUUUUGAGGCAAUGUUCAGCGGAGGACUACGAGAAAGCCUGGACAGUGACGUCAAUUUCAGAGACAGUAUACACCCUGAGGUCUUGGAGCUUCUGCUGGACUUUGCCUAUUCUUCUCGAGUCAUCAUAAAUGAGGAGAACGCUGAGUCAUUGUUAGAGGCAGGCGACAUGUUGCAGUUUCAUGACAUUCGGGAUGCAGCAGCAGAAUUUUUAGAAAAAAACCUGCAUUCUUCCAACUGCCUGGGAAUGAUGCUGUUAUCAGAUGCUCAUCAGUGUAAACGACUGUAUGAGCUAUCAUGGCGGAUGUGUCUGCUACACUACGAGACGGUAAGAGAAUCGGAGGACUUCUAUAGUCUAUCUAAAGAUAAAUUGCUGGAGCUGAUUCUUAGUGAUGAACUGGAGAUAGAAGAUGAACAGGUUGUGUUUAACUCUGUGAUGCGAUGGGUUCGGUAUGACUUGGAGGGUCGGCGUCUCUAUUUACCAGAGCUAUUGAGGGGCAUCAGGUUGGCUCUGCUGCCGUCUGAAUGUCUGCUUGAAGCUGUAGCCUGUGAAGAGCUGGUUAUGGCUGACAAGAGGAGCAGGUCAAUAGUAGAAGAGGCAAUCCAGUGUAAGAAGAAAAUCCUUCAAAAUGAUGGAGUAGUGACUAGUCCAUGUGCCCGACCACGCAAAGCAGGGCACACACUACUUAUACUGGGGGGCCAGACCUUCAUGUGUGACAAAAUAUAUCAGGUGGACCAUAAAGCCAAGGAGAUUAUACCUAAAGCAGACCUUCCCAGCCCCAGAAAGGAAUUCAGUGCAUGUGCCAUUGGCUGUAAAGUUUAUGUGACGGGAGGAAGAGGAUCAGAGAACGGAGUGUCGAAAGAUGUCUGGAUCUAUGAUACUGUCCAUGAAGAGUGGUCCAAAGGAGCUCCCAUGCUCAUAGCCAGGUUUGGCCAUGGUUCAGCUGAGUUGGAAAACAGUCUAUAUGUUGUUGGAGGACAUACAGCAAUAGCCGGAGUUUUCCCUGCUUCUCCAUCUGUCUCCCUAAAACAGGUAGAGCGGUAUGACCCUCUCAGCAAUAAAUGGACUAUGAUGGCCCCUCUAAGAGAUGGCGUCAGUAAUGCAGCCGUGGUCAGUGCCAAGCUUAAGCUGUUUGUUUUUGGGGGGACGACCAUACACAGAGACAAGGCUUCCAAGGUCCAGUGUUAUGACCCUGUGGGCAACCGAUGGAACAUUGCAGCUGAAUGCCCCCAACCUUGGCGCUACACGGCAGCUGCUGUCUUAGGGAGCCAGAUCUUUAUUAUGGGUGGCGACACUGAAUUCACCGCUGCCUCUGCUUAUCGCUUUGACUGUGAAACCAAUCUUUGGACUCGUGUGGGUGACAUGACGUCCAAACGGAUGAGCUGCCAUGCCGUGGCUUCAGGAAAUAAGCUGUAUGUGGUUGGUGGUUAUUUUGGAACACAGCGGUGUAAAACGUUGGACUGUUAUGACCCCACAUCUGAUAGUUGGAAUUCCAUCACCACUGUGCCUUAUUCACUGAUCCCCACUGCAUUUGUCAGCACAUGGAAACACCUGCCUGCCUAACUGGGUCACACCAGGAGCUACUCAUCACAGGAGUGGCUGGAAGAGAAACUGAGUAGCUGUUCUGCAAUCUGAGGCUGACUGAGGCAAGAGUUCUACACAGGACCAAUCCUUACAAAAAAAAAAGCUGUAGCUCCCAGACUGGAUCAGUUCUGAGUGUUGUGCUUAACAAACCAACAGCACGCCACUUGGUCUGAACACACAGAGACAGUUACACUGAAUGUGAUGCAUCCUAGAUAAUGUGAUACAACCCAAACAGACUCUUUGAUGAACCUGACUGAUGCACAGAUGCUGUUUUUAGCUGAUGGACCGCUCAUACAACCUGAGUAGUUGUGCAUGUAUAGCUGUGCGUGUUUCUUAAUAAUUCAUGAAAUUCACUACUAAACCAUUCCAGUGUGUAGACAUAAGCUGUAAAAGCUGCCAAAUGACAUUUACUUCAGUAAUUUCCCUUGGAAAUACAGCAAAAUGGAGCAAAUGCAGGACCCAAAUUUUACGUUCCACUGACUAUAUUAGUAUUACGAACACAUUUGCAUUCACACAAUAUGAAAUGAGUUUCCAACAAGAAGGAAGUCACACUACUGUCUUUUUAUCAUCUCCAUGAAGAAAAAUCUCACUCAUUUCUUAGGGGUUUACUUGAGUUGUAACAUUUAAUGGUUAAUUAGGUUAACUGUUAGUGACUCAACAGCAAUUGAUUGGAAGCAUUGUUUUCAUGGGACUGGAAAGUUAAUGGUCAGCUCUCUGUGGCAUAAUGGAGUAUUUAUCCAGACACUCCAUCAACAACUAGUCCAUGAGACGAUAUCGAUUUCAUACAUAUAAUAGCUGCAUAUGAAGCUUGGAAAACAAACCUGAGACAGGAAAAUGUUAUGAUCAUGAACAUGAUUAGCAGUUUGUCUUAGUAAGGUUUUGGUGUUGGCGGUUCAUUUUAAAACCAUGUUCAUUUAAUAGGGCUGAUUGGACAUCACAGUUGUAAUCAGUAUUGGUUCACUGAUGAGGUGUAUUCACUUCUGUUGCAUUGAGUUUCUACUUUGGAGUCUGUACUUUGAAUAUAGGCUUACUGAAGUAUUGGUUUGUGAUUGUUCAUAAGAGAGAACUUAGAAAUAAUGCAGUUGUUGAGAAAACAUAUCUGAAUCAAGUGUCAUAAAUGAUAUUGCACAGGGGUUCACCUGUCUUCAGUACUAUAAGCUAAAUAUAAUUGUGUGUUACUUUCUGAAAGUCUGAUCAGUUGUUCCACACGCCAUUGCUGUUCUCCGCAUUCAGUAAGUGGAGCAUUCUACUUCAGUCCACGCUUUCUAUUCUCACUAAGGAUUCAGACACACUACAUUUAAUUCAUAGGCAGUGUAGUAGACUGCACAGUGACUAGUGAACAGUGCUGCUAAAUAUUACUGUUCAGCAAUUCACAGCCAGAGCAUACCUGACUGUUAAGCAUUUAGCACAACUCCACACUAAAAAAUAUGGAAAGUUUCAGAAUGAAUCUUAAGGUGAAGACUGCAGUUUGAAAACUGGAGCCUAAACAAUCUUUUUGAAAUACCAAUAUUUCAUUUCCUUCUGUGUGUGCCCAAGUAUUUUGCUGAGCUCUGAAAUAGUAUUUUUCUGCCAGUUACGCCAAGCAAAAGUGUUACUAAAUCCAUUGGUAAGUAUGAUCUGUGGAUAUGAUUCAAAUACACAUUUGGCAGUUUUACUAUAUAAGGUUGUACAUGAAACUGAAGAACGUAACAUUAGAAUUGUGGGAUCAGGCUGGUAGUCUUACAUUAGGCAUAGAAAGACAUUUCCAAAAACAUUGUUUGUGGUUUUACCAGACAAAUAGGAGAAGCACAGAACAGCUUUAUGUACAGCAUCCCCUGCAGAAACCAUCACUGCCAAAAUGCUGAAGAACAAAAAGCUGAAAUUUGACUCAAUUAAUUAUUUUCUUUAAUACCUAUGCACUUUUGAUAUUAAUCAAUGCAGCAUCAGCAGUGGUUUGUCUUUGUCCCACAAGUGUUAACGAUUUCCUGUAUGCUGGGGAUAACACCAGCUGUCACAUUAUACAAACUGGCACAAAAUGGAUCUUCCAUGUUUCUACAGUACACAGAUACAUCAUGGCUGAUAUGUUGUAUAGUCUUUGGUACUGUACAUUAUUGCUGGUGUUCUAAUUCUUAUAUUCUUAAACUGAUUAAAGCGCUGUUGUGAGGAGGCUAUGGACUGAUAGGGUGGACAUUUUUGAGUUGCAUUUGCCCGAAUUUGACUUACUUUCUCAAGUUGGAUUUCUGGUACUGCUCAGAAGUGAAGAGAUGUUCUAGAAAACUCUUCAGCAUGCUCCAACUGAUUUGUUAAAUCAAAAGAUAAGGUGAGAAGGAACGUGUUUUUAAAGAAGUACGGUUUUUGGGGAAAAAAAUGAAAAUAACUAAUUGAAAGAAUAAAAAUGUAAGGUGCUGUUUGUUUUUACUGGUGACAAUAAACUUUGACUCACUUUUUUAAA